Athalia rosae (coleseed sawfly) is the source of this 2785-nucleotide messenger RNA. Its product is annotated as E3 SUMO-protein ligase ZBED1-like. Gene Ontology annotation, molecular function: DNA binding; protein dimerization activity. NCBI's taxonomy places the organism in Eukaryota, Metazoa, Arthropoda, Insecta, Hymenoptera, Athaliidae. The coding region runs from base 405 to 2576 and encodes 723 amino acids. The transcript is spliced from 4 exons. The record is from RefSeq and is a predicted model, not a curated record.
CGAGUUGGAUGGUAGGUGGCAAAGUGGACGUAAUACAGCCGCGCUAUAGUCGAUAGCAUCGGCAUCGGUUUCGUGGCGUUGGUCGAUAGCAAAGCGUUCAUCGUUCUUUCCGCCAGCGAGAAAUUGAAGUUCGAUAUCAAUAAAAUAAUUCAUCAAAAGUUGAUUUCAGAUAUCGGAAUAUCCGCGGUAAAUUUGUUUGUUCAUCAAUUAUAAUAUAGACAGGACACACGGAUGUCAAUAAUUUACCGGGCCAGAGAUAUACGAUGAAUUUGGUAAUUAUGCAACGAUCGUCGUCCAUUUUGGUGAGAUAUGAGAAAUACAGAGUUAUGUACUAUUAAUAGAAGAAAUAAUCUUGAUUGCAAGAGGGUAAUCGUAUAUCAAAUGAUGUUUUCCAAUACAUAAUCAUGGAACAUAAACAAAUAACAGCGACCAACAGUGGUAAGACAGCAGCCGUUGAAGACAAGAAUGAAAUGCAAAUGGUCCUUGCAAAAAUGAUGGAAGAAAAACAUACGUAUACGUAUAAAAAGCUGGUUGUGCCAAUGUCCAUGCGUAGCAUCUACUGGAAGUUCUUUGGUUUUCCUGCUACGGAUGAUGGUGAUAUUCUAACUAAAGUUAAAAUUGUCUGCAUAUUAUGCAAAACUCAAAUUGCAUACAAUCGUAAUACAAGCAACCUUAGAAUGCAUCUUCAAAAUAAGCAUGCGCAAGAGUUAAUGGACUUGGAGGCCAUCAAUCCUCCUCGCCGCCAAACUCUUUCACAAGAAACUAAAGAACGCCGAGCUCAAAAACGAAUGCUCAAAGCAGGCCUCACAAACACCCAGCAUAUUUAUACAACAGCAGCAGAUGGCACCGUACAAAUUGAUGGAGAUAUUCAGUUUGUUACUGACCCAAACAUAAGUCUAUCCAACAUGGAAGAUGACAUUGGCAUAAGCCAGCCAUUACGGGUCAUGAUUAAAGGAAGUACAGGUAUGGGAAAUAGCAGUCAAAAUGUGGCUUUCUUAAUGCCAGAAGAGAAUCAAGUUCAGCAGUCAAGCAUCGAUGGUAAAACUGUAUCUGAUGCUAUAGCGGAGUUCAUUAUAAUGGAUCUUCAGCUGCCAGAUGUUGUGGAAGGAAGAGGCUUUCAGAGGCUUAUUGCCACUUUACGUUCGCCGUGUGAGAUACCUAGUAAAAACAAGUUAGAAGAUGAAAUUAUACCAAAAGUCUAUGACACGUUCAGAGAAUCAGUUGCAGCAAGUUUAGCCUGUGUAACUGGUGAAUUCGGCCUUGUUGUGGAGGAAUGGAGAUCUAAUUCCGGCGAGAACUUUGCAAGUAUAUCGAUUUGUUAUCAAAAUAUGGGAGAGGCUUCCCUUGAAUGUAAAGUGUUGACCGUUCUACACAUUCCAUUGGAAUGGGGUGAAUCUCAAUGGGGAACAGCUAUUGACUCUUUGCUACUCGAUUGGGACCUGAGGGUAGACAGAAUCACAGCUGUAGUUGUUGGAACCUCAAGAGUUGAACUAUUGGCUGCUUUGUCGAGUCGUGGCUUGGCCUUAGUGCCUUGCUUACUUCAUACACUGCAAGUUUGUGCUCAAGCUUGCUUCGAGAAUAUGGAAGUUGCUGCCAUUCUUGCCAAAUGUAGGACUGCAAUCGGGGCUAUAGUCAGUCAUCCAGCUGCCUCGGCUGCCUUAGUUAUGCAAGAACAAAUUCUAGAGUUGGAAGAAAAUGCUAUGGUCAUGGACUACCCACCUGUGUGGACUUCUACCUAUCAUAUGCUUGAACAAAUGGUUCUGCGCAGAAAUAUUGUGGUAUCGCUUCUUGAUGGAAUGGAAGGGAUUGACCAAGAAAUCGUCAGUCUCUCGAAUGAACAGUGGAAAAUUAUGGAGGAUCUAGUUAAUGUUCUUGAACCAUUUAAAGUAACUAUUAUGACAUUGAGCGAGGAAAAAAUGCCACUUAUAUCGCUAUUGAAGCCUCUGCUAUGGCAGCUGGUUUCAUCACAUCUAAAAGCCAAGGAUUCUGACAGUGAGACUGCUCGCACCUUCAAAGAAUCUCUAUCCGACAUGUUGUGCGAUAGAUAUUCUGAUCCUAGCGUAACGUUACUCUUACAAACAGCUACUACGCUAGAUCCAAGGUUCAAACAGCUGCCCUAUGCUACCGAAGAAGACAAAAACAUGGUCGCUGGACCGAUCAAGGAAAUGUUAACCAAGUUGAUAGAAGAAGAAGGUGGUGAACCGAUUGCUAAGAUCGAAGAGGAACCAACCAGUAAAAAAAGUAGACUGUCCGGUAUGGAACUCUUGUUGGGAGGCUUAUGCGCAACUAAAAGCGGUAUGCCGGCCGAAGAAAAAGCGGAUCUGGAAUUAGUCCAGUAUCAAUCUGAGGCAACAGCACCUCUCGACUACUGUCCCUUGCAGUGGUGGGCUAAGGUCUCGGCUAAAUGUCCAAAUCUCGGUCGCCUCGCUCGUAGGUACAACUGUGUUCCUGCUUGUUGUGCACCACCUGCCCGUAUACCCGCUGAUACACAAGUCCUGUAUGACACAAGGAGAGCCGCUCUACCUCCACAUUUGGCCGAGAAGCUGCUUUUUUUACAUGGCAAUCAUAACGUAUGAAAAUGCUCAAAAGGUUGAUAAAUCUUGAAUUAUAGUCAAUAUUUUUUCACACGACAAUGUAUAGAAACAGUGUACAAAUAAUAUUCAUGGUAUGAGUGGAAGUCGACAUCAUAUCGAAAAUUCAUGGAUUUUAGAAAGCUUCAGGCAAUACUUAAAAAGUUAUUCUGGUACAUAUAGAAAAUUGAGGUUUUCUGUGUGUUAAUUUGUAU